AUGAACGAGGAGGUGAUGAUUCACCGCCAGGUGAUACUGACCCAGAACUUGUACCAGAGCAGGUUUCUCGGGCUUGCAGCUAUGGCCUCUCCAUCUCGUGCAUCUCAGGGCAGGAGGCGAUGUAAGGACCCGAUCCGUCACAGUUUUAACCCUGAGCAGUUCCCUAAUGUGGACUUCCAGAACGGCGUGGCGGAGGAUCUGGCGGCGGCCGUGCUGCGCUCUACCAGCGACACUGACCUGCUGACAUCCCACUGCCGCUCCACCCUCACCGUUAGCACCUCCAGCUACACCAUCGGUCAGACGCAGGACAUCACCCUCAGCUGGGACAUCAAGGAGGAGGUGGACGCCGGAGACUGGAUUGGCAUGUACCUCAUUGAUGAGGUUCUGUCAGAGAAUUUCCUGGACUACAAAAACCGGGGUGUGAACGGCUCGCACAAAGGGCAGAUUAUCUGGAAGAUUGAGGCCAGCUCCUAUUUUGUGGAACCGGAGACUAAGAUCUGUUUUAAAUAUUAUCAUGGAGUUAGUGGAGCGCUUCGGGCCACAACACCAUGCGUGACUGUGAAGAACCCCUCUGCACCGGUGUUUAAGCCGGUGGCCACAGACGAUGUUCCUCAGAGUCAGGGAAGAAGGAGACUCAUCAGCUUCUCUCUGUCAGAUUUCCAGGCCACCGGACUGAAAAAAGGCAUGUUUUUUAACCCCGACCCCUACCUAAAGAUCGCUAUCCACCCUGGCAAACACAGCAUCUUCCCAGCGCUGCCUCACCAUGGCCAGGAGAAGAGAUCCGGCAUCGUCUGCAAUACCAUUAAUCCUGUUUGGCAGAGGGAGCGCUUUAAUUUUGUGUCUCUGCCUACGGAUGUGUUGGAGAUUGAGGUGAAGGACAAGUUCGCCAAAAGCCGUCCCAUCAUAAAGCGUUUCUUGGGCAAGCUGUCCAUGCCAGUGCAAAGACUACUGGAGAAGCAUGCUAUCGGUGAUCGAGUGGUCAGCUAUACUCUGGGUCGAAGACUUCCAACAGAGCAUGUCAGCGGGCAGCUGCAGUUCAGGUUCGAGAUCACCUCCUCCAUUCAUCCAGAUGAUGAAGACAUGUCUCUCAGCACAGAGCAGCCGGUGGCAGCAGCAGAAGCUCAAGCUCAGCCUCAAGCUGAAGACACCAUGAGUUUAGAUCUCGGAGCCCCGGAGCUGCCCUUAGAUGGAGAUACGGCUUCAGUCGAGAUGCCCAUGGAUGUUGAAUCUGGUCAGAGUUGUGCAGCUGAAGCAGAUGUCAUAGAGGAAGAGUGUUUAGAGGAAGAACAGCAGGAAGGAGAAGCAGCAGCAGCAGCAGCAGCAAUGGAGCAAAGUGAAACCAAUGCAGAAGAAACAACACAAGUCUUGGAUCCCAUCAAUGGCGCUGAAGAAGAAGAAGCAGAGAAUAAUUGCGCCUUUGCAGAAGAGUCUUCAGAUGCUCGCGCAGGAGAGGAAGAUGAAGCGAUUUCAGAUCCGCAGCCAGCUUCAGAAGAGCCGGAUGCGGAUUUAGAGGAAGACUGUUCACUGAGGAUCCGAACCACUCCAAGAAGGAAACCCCGUCCCUGCUCUUUACCUGUCUCUGAGCUUGAGACGGUCAUUGCUUCAGCCUGUGGGGAACCUGAAACGCCACGCUCUCAUUACAUCCGAAUACACCACCUGCUCCACAGCCUGCCGGCCACUCAACCGCAGACAGGAGACUCCGCCGGGCCUGAACCAGACCGACCAAUGGGUGUAGAGGAGGAAGAUGAAGAGGAAGAAGAAGAAGGUGUAACUCUUGAAGAUCAUGCUUUAACACCCAAUGGCCCUCGCAGGACUCUUCCUCGCAGCCGCUCUCACGAACGCCUCUCUGACCUCAUUCAGAUGCUGGAUGGAGAUGGACAUCCGCUUGGGGCUGAGGGGCAAACCGGAAAUCAGAGGUCACCUGAUUUGAGCCCAGUGGCGUGCUGCAGUCACAUGUCCCCGAGAGCUUCUGGUCCCAUUCGGGCACAAUCCCUAGACAGUGCGCGGAGGUCAGAGAGUACGGUGUUCUCCUCGCAGGAUGACGAGGACGAGAUGGAGCAGCCAAAUGGCAUUCUGGGAUCAGAGACGGAAACAGAGCAGGGCGCUCAAUGUCGGGAGCCAGGCGACGGGAGCUGUCAGUGGGAGGAGGCACCGGACAGUCACGUUCAGAGCCCUCAUGGCAUUGUGGGUAAUGGAGAAGUGGCCGGACCGAGCGGCAGACGAGAAUGUCCUUUGCCUUGUAACCACCCUGCAGUGAGUCAGCUGCCUGCCCUGCGGCCCGAUCCACACCACUAUCCCACCAUUGAUGAGCCGCUGCCGCCCAACUGGGAGGCCCGGAUCGACAGUCACGGUCGUGUGUUUUAUGUGGAUCACAUUAACCGGACCACCACUUGGCAAAGACCCACAUCUGCAGCCACGCCGGACGGCCUACGCAGGUCUGGAUCCGUCCAACAGAUGGAGCAGCUCAACAGGAGGUAUCAGACAAUCCAGAGGACGAUGGCCACCGAGAGGAGAGAAGAGGAAUCAGGAAGCCCCCGUAAUGACAGAACAGCCAAUACUGAGACAGACUCACCUCUGCAAACAAACGGUGACUUCACACACAUCACACAUAAUGAUCGUUCGUCCUGUUCAGUUAAAAGGUUGAGGAGAGACACCUCAUGUUCUCCAGGCCACUGUCAGAAGAUUACGUUACUGUUACAGAGUCCAGCGGUCAAAUUCAUCACUCACCCAGAGUUCUUCACUGUUCUCCACGCUAAUUAUGGUGCAUAUCGAAUGUUCACCAACAGCUCGUGUCUGAAACACAUGGUCCUGAAAAUUCGACGAGAUGCUCGAAAUUUUGAGCGCUACCAGCACAAUCGUGACCUGGUGACGUUUCUGAACAGGUUUGCAGACGCUCAGCUGGAGCUGCCGCGCGGCUGGGAGAUCAAAACUGACCCGCAGGGGAAGUCAUUUUUUGUAGACCACAACAGUCGUGCCACAACCUUCAUCGAUCCCAGAAUCCCCUUGCAAAACGGCAGAUUACCAAACCACCUGACGCACCGCCAGCACCUGCAGAGAUUACGCAGCUACAGCGCAGGAGAGGCAUCUGAGGUGUCGCGCACCCGAGGGGUGUCUUUGUUAGCCAGGCCUGGAAACAGCCUGGUAGCAGCCAUACGAAACCAAAGCCAGCAGGAGCCUGUGCCAUUAGCGUACAAUGAUAAAAUUGUAGCAUUUUUACGGCAACCAAACAUCUUCGAGGUGCUACAGGAGCGUCAGCCCAGCUUUGCCAGGAAUCACUCACUCAAGGAUAAAGUGCAUCACAUCCGAACCGAAGGCACACAGAGACUGGAGAAGCUGUCAUGUGAUGCUGACCUGGUCAUGCUGUUAAGUUUGUUUGAGGAGGACAUCAUGUCUUACGUUCCUCUCGCAUCAUUUCACCCCGGGUUCAACUUUUCACCUCGCUGCUCUCCUGGUUCUUCUCCCCAGAACUCUCCAGGGACCCAGAGGGCUCGGGCUCCAGCGCCGUACAGAAGAGACUUUGAGGCCAAAUUGCGCAACUUCUACAGGAAGCUUGAGGCAAAGGGCUACGGGCAAGGGCCUGGGAAGAUAAAAUUGAUCGUCAGAAGAGAUCAUCUUUUAGAAGGAACGUUUAACCAGGUCAUGGCCUACUCACGUAAAGAGCUGCAGAGAAACAAGCUGUACAUUACCUUUGUGGGAGAGGAAGGUCUGGACUACAGUGGCCCAUCGCGAGAGUUCUUCUUCCUGCUGUCUCAGGAGCUGUUUAACCCUUACUAUGGCCUGUUUGAAUACUCCGCCAACGACACAUACACAGUCCAGAUCAGCCCCAUGUCUGCUUUUGUGGAGAACCACUUGGAAUGGUUCCGCUUCAGUGGUCGAAUUCUCGGCCUGGCUUUGAUUCAUCAGUAUUUGUUGGACGCUUUCUUCACUCGGCCAUUUUAUAAAGCUCUUCUCAGACUACCCACUGAUCUCAGCGAUCUGGAGUAUCUGGAUGAGGAGUUUCACCAGAGCUUGCAGUGGAUGAAGGAAAAUGACAUCACUGAUGUGCUGGACCUCACCUUCACUGUCAAUGAGGAAGUGUUCGGACAGGUGACAGAGCGGGAGCUGAAGUCUGGCGGGACGAAUGUGCAGGUGACGGAGAAAAAUAAGAAGGAGUACAUUGAGCGGAUGGUGA
This is a messenger RNA of Danio rerio (zebrafish), 4171 nucleotides long. RefSeq names its product HECT, C2 and WW domain containing E3 ubiquitin protein ligase 1b (gene hecw1b). The record is from RefSeq and is marked provisional. Gene Ontology annotation, cellular component: cytoplasm. NCBI's taxonomy places the organism in Eukaryota, Metazoa, Chordata, Actinopteri, Cypriniformes, Danionidae. Gene Ontology annotation, molecular function: ubiquitin-protein transferase activity; ubiquitin protein ligase activity. Gene Ontology annotation, biological process: protein ubiquitination.